AUGGGUAGUAUGCGACUGGGAUCCUCUGAGCAGUACGACGUGAUCGUUGUUGGAGGAGGGAACGCAGCCUUGUGUGCCGCAUUGGCGGCGCACGCCUCUGGUGCUCGCGUGGUGAUUCUGGAGGCGGCUUCGGAAGAGGAAAGGGGUGGGAACAGUCGAUUCGCAGGCACAGUGUUCAGAGCUCCGCAUACCGGUCUAAAUCAAGUCAAGGGAGUACUCUGUGAAGACGCUCUUGAAGACGUCUCUCUUUGCUCAAUGUCAUCGUAUACGCCUGAAGAUUACCUGAAAGAUCUGCAGUCGACCUCCCUUGGGCGUAAUGACCCUCUUCUGUCCGAAAUCCUGGUGCAACAUGGUUGGGAGACUAUAGAAUGGAUGAAGGAUAAAGGGGUCAAUUGGGAAUUGAUCGUACGCAAAUACUACAACGUUGAGAAUCUCAAAGAUGCGGGCAAAAUCGACAUUAUGAGUGGUUCUCCGGUGAAGUGUGUCGGCGACGGUGUUGGUUUGAUCCGGGACUUGUACGCUGCCGUCGAGAGAACGGAUAUUGUGGUGAAGUACGGGCAUCCUGCUCACGAACUGCUGCUGGCCGGUGAUGCCGUGUACGGUGUCAAAGUCCGCCUGCGGGAGAAGUAUGUCGAUUUCCACGGCCAGGUUAUCCUGGCUUGUGGCGGAUUUUCAGCCAACCCGGCCAUGAGACGACAAUACCUCGGUGAAGGUUGGGAUCUGGUAACAGUUCGUGGCACGAAGCAUAACACUGGGACAAUGUUGCGGCGAGCGAUCGAUGCCGGUGCACGACCAGUCGGACACUGGGGGGGUGCGCAUGCAUCGCCUCAAGACAUCAACGCACCGCCUGCUGGGGACAUCACGAAAACUCCGGUUAUCCCUCGAUAUUCGUACACCUAUGGUAUAAGCGUUAACAUUGAGGGGAGGAGAUUUUUCGAUGAGGGUGAAGAUACUUUUGCAUUGACUUAUGCAAAGAUCGGGAAGAUGAUUGGCGACCAACCUCAGGCCAUUGCAUAUCAGAUUUUUGACCAACAGACCUUGUACCUCCUCCAAACACGAUAUUCUACCGGCACUCCGAUUGUGGCAGAUACAGUCAGAGAAUUGGCAGUCAAGCUGAAGAUCAAUCCAAAUGUCCUGGAGAAGACUGUUUCCGAUUUCAACAAUGCUUGUCCGGAAAGUGCCAAUUUCGACCCGCAACACUUAGACGGGCUGUGCACGAACUCUUCACUCUCGCUCCCGAAAUCCAACUGGGCGCUGCCGUUGAACAAAGGGCCUUUUGUAGCUUAUGGAGUGACAUGUGGCAUCACAUUUACCUAUGGCGGCAUUGCUUCUGAUACUCGGGCAAGAGUACUCAACAACGAAGGGAAGCCUAUGCCGGGACUUUAUUGCGCCGGAGAAAUUGCUGGUGGCGUCUUUUACCACAAUUAUGCUGGAGGGGCAGGUUUGACCAAAGGAGCCGUUUUUGGCAGAAUCGCUGGGAAGGAAGCCGCGACACAAGCGCAGUUGGGUCUGAGCGUGAAGAAGUAG
Messenger RNA from Exophiala xenobiotica, 1527 nucleotides. RefSeq names its product precorrin 3B synthase CobZ. The record is from RefSeq and is a predicted model, not a curated record. NCBI's taxonomy places the organism in Eukaryota, Fungi, Ascomycota, Eurotiomycetes, Chaetothyriales, Herpotrichiellaceae. The transcript has a single exon. The coding region runs from base 1 to 1527 and encodes 508 amino acids.